This is a messenger RNA of Fusarium coffeatum, 2016 nucleotides long. RefSeq lists its product as uncharacterized. The record is from RefSeq and is a predicted model, not a curated record. Bases 1 to 2016 code for a protein of 671 amino acids. Gene Ontology annotation, molecular function: DNA replication origin binding. The transcript is spliced from 2 exons. NCBI's taxonomy places the organism in Eukaryota, Fungi, Ascomycota, Sordariomycetes, Hypocreales, Nectriaceae.
AUGUCGUCGCCUGCCAUUGUCAAUUCUCGGCCUUCUCCGGCUCAGCCUCCACCGCGGUCCGGCGUAUCAGUAUCGGGGGCCGGAUCGGGAUCCGCUGCGCCUCCGCCUCCGCCUCCGUCUUCGGACCAAAGCUUCGUGGUCGCACGCCCGGGACUUCCGGAUCGUUGUGUCUCGGAGCAAUCGAUCGAGAACGCUUAUGUUGACUUCAUCCUCUUCUGCAACCCAGCAGUCCCCCUUUCUACACCUACAGACAGUCUACGCGAGGCCUUUUGUAACCCUCCUCGCAGCGGAGGCAAGGCCUUCAACACAUUUGCCAUCUAUGAGCUGGUCCGCAAGUUCUACAACAAUGAGAUACGCACCUGGACCGAGCUGACGACAAAGCUUGGAGUUGAGCCUCCCGAUAAGGAGGAGAGCAACCAGAAGGUGGCACAGUAUGGAGUUAGGUUAAAGAAAUGGAUGAAUUCCAUGCACGUCAAGGCCUUUUUCGAGUAUCUUAUGGAUAUACCCAAUGAUUACUGGACAAAGAUCCCUACCGACAGUAACCCUACCAGCCAGCCCAUACGGGAUGGCGUGGCUCUUGAGGAUGACAUGGCCCUGAGGGCUCUGUUCCCCCAUAUCCGACCAAAGAGAGGUCGAAAACGUCCAGUAGACGAUGACACAGCCACUUCUCUAUCUCCCGCACCGUCUCAGGCUCAGACCCAGAGAUCUCACCUUGCCCCAUCGUCAGCUGUUGACGGCGUAAGCGGUCCCAUGUCAGCAGAUCCAUCGAGAUUAACUGGUGCACCCUGGACACCAAGUGACGUCCAGCAAACUCCGCUGUUCCGAUGGCCGCAGUCUGCCAUUACACCAACUUCACGAAACUCCUUCUGGGAUGAUGCCCUCGAACCACAGUCCGCUGUGACUCCGUCUAAGCCGAAACUCACUGCUCAGCGUAGAGGUCCCAAGAAUGUCUCCUCGGCCUGGAGACCUGGAGUUGCCAACGGCGGCGUUAAACCUAGAGGACGACCGCCGAUGCACCGGACUCCUGUGGAUACAUCAUUACCACCGUUUACAGCUGGACUUACGUCCGUUGCUACUACUACAGAUCAAGCCGAGUCCGAACCUGUCGCCCCCAUCUACACUCCCCCAGUUUCAACGGCCCCUAAAACAGAUGGUGGACCUUCUGAUGAUUCCAUCUCGAUCCCGUCGAUUACAUCACAGCCGCAUCCGCCUCCUGUUUUACCACGGCCUACGCGGCCAAGUAUAUCUUUGACAGUUCCCGAGCGACCUUCUGGCAGUGUAAGACUCGCAACUCCUCCACCAGUCGUCGUCAUCAACGGAGAACCCAGCGAACCUCAAGCUCUUCCGCAUCCAGCACAUAGCGGUAUUCCGCCGUCACAUUUCUCAUUAGUUGCGCAGGAAGCUACGGCGGCGAGUGAGAAACAAACCCAAAACGAAGGCACUAUGUCGUAUCCCAAAGACGUCCCCCGGUUCUAUUUUGAAAGAAUUGAGGAUCGAACAAAUGUUGAUGAAGUUCUCGCAUACAUGAUUCGCAGCUGUCUUGCAGCGAACUUUCUAGAUGCAGAAGACAACCCAAGUACUCCCUGUACGACGAACGAAGCCCUGGCAAUCACCAACUGCACUCUCGAAGACAUGUACAACAACGCCGAAUCGCCGCAAGCCUUCCUGAUCAACCUCGCAGCCGUUGCAGGAGGCGGAUACCUCGUGACCGAGCCGAGCAGGAUCAAGCGCCUGGGAGUUGCGGACGGCAUAAUGAGGUAUGGCUGUGCAUGGACAUACGGCUUCGGGCCUUUCAGGGGCACGUAUCAUAUGGAGCUGUCAGUGCCAGCAGAACUGAUCGAAGAAAGAGAUGCGUGCCCAGAUUCCACGUCUGGAGAAUCAGAGGCGAGACUCUCGGCGAAUGAGUGGAAGACGAAAUAUGAGAAUCUGCUGAUGACGAUGAACAAGAAGGAUAAGAAGUUUACGGAUCUGAAAACCAAGGUGACGGAUCCUUUGAAGCUACCGCCCAGGAGAUGA